AGGAGUUGGAGGAGGAGGUCGAGGAGGAGGUGGAGGUACCGGUGGAACACGGCGAAGCGGUGCACGCGGUGUUGUGUUCGCCGGAAGCGCGAGAGCGAGGCGAAGAAGCGCGGCAGCACGCGGUGUCGAAGCGUGCAGAAGCGGAUAGGCCUCUAUCGCGCCGCGAAAAGGCGACCGGACACCGAGGGAAGGAGGAAGAAGACGAAGAAGACGCGAAGAAGAAACCGCGAGAUAAAGCGUCGCGGACCAGAGAGAGAAAACGCAGUCGGAUUUCGGCGAGCGAGGGAAAGGGACAACGUAAAAGACGCGGCGCGGCGCGGCUCGGCGGGUGGAGUUCGCCGGCGAGCGGAUCGAGCGGAUCGAGCGGAUCGAGCUGAUCGUACGGAUCGAGCGGCAUCGAGCGGCAUCGAGAGAAAGAGAAAGGAGGCCCUCGGAGAACGAGAAGAAGGAAGAAACGAGCGAGGACGACGGAAAAAAAUAAGAACCAGUGAUCGUAGUAAUGCCGCGCGCCGGUCGGCUCUCGCGGGUUCGUGCUUGUCUCGGAAUUAGUGAGUAGACAGAAUUAUGUCUGUGAGCAGGCCGGCACCGCCGCUCAGUUGAUACUUACUGCUCAGCCGGUGCACACGCGUGCCACGGAUCUCUUUCCUGCUCGCGCCUUCCUGAUGCGAUUAGCCUAACCAACCGUCUAACCAAUCGUCUAACCAGCCGCUCGUGUUCGCGUCGGAACGUUCCAAGAUCAGUGACAUGGAGGACACGCUUCGUCGAUGACAGUUGUUUGACGGAUCGAGAGCACAGUGAAAGAGACUCGAGCGAGACGUUUACGAGUGGCAGAUAUUACGGUCGAUUAUCGCGAUCCACGGAACCUUCGGGGCACGAUGAAGCUCGCCAGGUGUUUGGUACUGCUGCUGGCGGUGUGCGCCUUGGACGGCGUCUGCUGUCACCACCAUCACCACGCGGACGACAGGAGGAGGAAGGACCAGGUGGAGCAAGACAGGAGGUCGGAGGACAUGAACGCGAUCUCCUCGUUAGGCGAGAAGAACAGGAGGAGCCUGGCCGGCGAGGAAACGAAGGACAAGCUGCCGUACAGCGACCGCAGGCUGGAGAAGAUGCUGGAGAAGGCUAUCCUGAAGAUCAUCACCGGCGAUCUGAGCGCCGGCGACAUGCUGCUGCUGAAGAGCCUGAACUACAGCCUGGAGGAGGUGCUCGCGAUUCGCGAACGGGAGCUGGGCAAGAAGAAGGACGAGGAGGCGAGGAGAAAGGACUCCAGGUCCUGGACGAAAGCUUUCUACGGCGAAAGCGGGGAGAAGCGGCCCAGAUACUGGGAACAGAAUUCCAUGGAGCCGAGGGCCGACGGCAAAAAGCACCGCCACGCGGACAGGCCAUCCUACAAGGACUUCGACUUCGAGGCGUACAACCGGCAGGCGAUCCUCGACUACGAGAACCUGCCGACGAACCUAGAAUUCCAGCAGUCGAGGUCCGAGGCGAGCCUGGACUUCGAGGAGCCGGCGAAUUCUGAAGAGGACGAGAGCGUGCGCCGCGAGUUUGACAGGGCGAUGGCUCCGCACGUGGUCUUCAAGAUCCGCUACGACGACUCCGAGUUCGAUUCGAGCUCCGGCUCCGACGAGAAGAGUCGCCGGAAACAUCGCGUCCCUAGCUCGAAACACGCCGCUUCGAGGACCAGCUCGGCCAGCUCCUUUCACGUAUCUCCUACGGCGACACCGACUUCCGCUGCUGCUGCUGCUGCUCCUGCUGGUUCCCUGCCACUUCCUCUGGUCGGUCAGCUGAGCAACAGCAUCCAGGACCAACAGAUGCCUCGCUCCACCAGCGCUUCAGUCCCUGUCGCGAGCAGCACCGACUCCGCGAAGUCGCUCGAAGUCGCCGGUAGCUCAUCCGACGACCUCUCCAGCCCCGAAGACGUUGUUCAGACGACCAGCCCGAGCAACGAGACGAAGCUCGAAGAGGAGCAGGAUAGGACUAGGAAGGUCAGCGAGUACGAGGGACUCGAGUGGGUCGAGGACGACGUCUACAGGGUGCUGCCCGAGUUCGUGGACUCCCUCGGCUUCGAAAAUAGCGGGGACAACGAGACGUUGUCGUCGGACUACGAGGACACUGGCCGCGAUCUCCGCCGCAAUUGGACCACGGAGGAGACCGAGAACGACACGUUGGAGUACCAGAACGACACGCCGGACUCCAUCAAACUGUUCAUCGCCAACAACAACAUCUCCGCCAGCUACAUUCCCUUGGCGAACCUGACCAGCUAUCAGCAGGUGGCGAUAGCUCACCGCCGAGAAGGAAAGCUAACCUCAAGCUUCGACAGCCAAGGCGAGAAGGCCAUCGAGGACAUUAAAUCGAGGGUCCUGGCCCUAACGGGACGGUUGAACAAUAGCGGGAGCACGAAUCAGGUGCAACGGCAGAGGCUGACCAUGUUUUCUCCUAGCUGCCAAGUACCAAGGAACACGGACCAGGACGCCUGGGCGGACCCGUACACGAUGAACAUGCACUUCCAGCUGAACCUAACGUCCAGCGAUCACGUGGUCGCUGCAAAACUGAGGAUCUUCAAGCUACCCCAAGAGAACCUGACUUCGUCGACCGGAGGCACCUUCGAAGAGGACGAAGAAGACGAGAAGAAGAUCAGAAUAUCCGUCUACUACUACACGAAGUCCUUGAAGAAGCAUCGAUCGAAGAAACGUUUGAUGGACUCGGUCGUGACCCCGUUGACCCCGGAAGGUACCCAUCUGGCCAUGGACGUCAGACAAAGUCUGCGAUUCUGGCGACUGAACACCAGAAACUCCCAUGGAACCGGAAGCAACCACGGAUUGGUCGUUCUCGUGGAGGAUCAAGACGGACGACCACUGAAACCAGCCCUCUACAUCCAACAACCAUCCUGCACGGAACAAGCCACGGAUCAGAAGGCAUACCAGCGCGUACCUGCACUUUUCCUCCGAGCCUGUGCUCGUUAUGUUCGUGUCGUGAACGGUGAAAGAGUGACGUACGUGAACUGUAGGCACUAAAAUGUUCACGCAACAGCAAACAUGAACAAUCGUUAGCAACGUAAUUUAUUCGAACCGACGACGAGAGAACGGGAAAAGACGGAGGUCCGUUUGAUUAAUUGGAGCGUUUGGAAAUUAAACGCGUACCCAGUUGAAGCGCGGGAGAACCGGUGGAGAACCUGAAUCGUGGUGGAUUUAGGUAGUUUCUCCGAGCGUUCGUCGAUUGCAGUGACUUUUUAAGUUAAGUAGUCGUCGAGAAAGCGGUCGAUUAAAUUAUCGAUCGUUUUCCUAGUAUAGAUUAAUCUACCGUGCAUCGUUGUAAAAGCCAGGAUACUUUUUCCUCUUCUUUUUACACGUUUGAAACACGUCGCGCCCCCUAGUGACACUUCCGUUGUUUUCCGAAGCGUUUUACGGCGCCACCAUUUCGAACAGAUACGAAAUUCGAACCGACCCCAAUGGCCGCAGAGUGCUGGACAAUGGUUGGCGUGGUUGCGGAUCGCAGAUCGCGGAUUACGGAUCGCAUGUUGCAGCGUUUCAUUUCGUCCUGUCGAGAGGUCCUUUCCCGAAAGAGUCCAGGACAGACUGUGUCGAUUUCGCAUUGUACUAACUUAAAGAGAGGAAGCGCGUUAUUUAAGUGCAGUAGCCGGUAAGUCAACUAUAGUUAAUCCUGAUUAAACGGUGUACCCGGUACGAGGCCGGUCGAAACCGGUUAGCGCGUCGCUUUUCCGGCUAACAUUUAACGUUUAAAUGUUAAACGAUUUAACAAUGUAAAUAUCAGCGGAGCCGCGUCGAUAGGCGGAUUAAGUUGAUUAGAUUAUGUUCGUUGACCUCUAUGCACGCGCACCCACGCAUAUGCACGCCAAGCGAUGGCUGUACGGCACGUGUGUGUACGUUGUGUGCAGCAGGUCGUGCCCAUGACUGAUGUAACCAAAUGUCAAUCCUUAGAGGUAGAUAUUUAUGUCAUACUUAUUAGUUAAGGAACAGGCUGCCCUUAUGGCCCUCUAGUUUAGAUCAUGGGUGAGACUCGGCAACGAGGAACCGUUGUCAUUGGUAGACUGUGGGUGGUUAUGCACUGUUACAGUGGCUGGUGGACUUAAGCUACGCAGGCGUUGAGUAAUCGGUUAGUUAAUGUAGUAAUUAUACGCUGACACUCUGCUGCAGCAAUUCGUGAGACGAAAGAAAUAUUUUUGUAUCGCAUUGUUCCAUAGAAAUUUCUUUCAAUAAGAAUUUGCAUCGAUUACGGGACGAUUCGGUACCAAAUGAUUCUCUGAGAAUCAUUUGUGUUUCUUAGACAAAGCGCUACUUAGCUUUUGCUAGAUGCGCCUUGCGAUAGAUCGUACGCAUAGCGCAGAGUGGUCUUACGACGGUAAUGGAUUGUAUUGUCUAUACAUUGCGAACUCAUUGUUUCAAUAUUAAAUUGCAUUCACCGAUGCACUUUGAUGACACUGCAAGAUUAAUAAAAACAACGAGUGCAUAAAGACCUGCAGUCUAAUUAGAGACUAAUGCAGCAGAAAGCUGCGCCAAGAGCUUCUCUCACUUUAUAAACAUAAUACACAUUGGUUCACCCAAGAAACUUAUGCUACUUAUCAUUAUGCGAGUGUCCAACGAAACUAAGGAAAACCAGCUGAUGUAACUUUUACACAAUCACUGUAUAUAAUGUAUAUUUAAUUAUCUGAUUGCGCAGAAAUAAAUGCAUUGACGUCGAAUUUUAAUGACCUUGUCCCUCCGUGGAAAUUCAUUAAAUUUGACCUCUGCUGGCUUGAAA
Messenger RNA from Megalopta genalis, 4755 nucleotides. RefSeq lists its product as uncharacterized. The record is from RefSeq and is a predicted model, not a curated record. Lineage: Eukaryota; Metazoa; Arthropoda; Insecta; Hymenoptera; Halictidae.